This is a messenger RNA of Papaver somniferum (opium poppy), 411 nucleotides long. RefSeq lists its product as uncharacterized. NCBI's taxonomy places the organism in Eukaryota, Viridiplantae, Streptophyta, Magnoliopsida, Ranunculales, Papaveraceae. The record is from RefSeq and is a predicted model, not a curated record. Bases 1 to 411 code for a protein of 136 amino acids. The transcript has a single exon.
AUGGAUGACACUAUAUCAAAGAAUCUAAGUGAAGCGUUAAAUGAUAAAGGAAUUAGAGAAUUGCAAAAUUUAAUCCAUGUAUUGAAUUAUCACAGUGGAAUGAAUUUAAACUGUCCUCAAAAGGAUAUUAUUUCAGAUUUGUUGCCUGACGAAGAAAUAAGUGAGAGUGUCAUGGAAAAAGACGAAAGUGAUGAUGUGGAAGUCGAAGACGAAAGUGUAGUUACAGAGCCACCUUCCCGUAAAGAAGCUACCAAAGCUGCAAAGAUAUUGAGUAGGCUUUUAUUGCAUCAGGAGACGACAACACCAAAGACUCUUCUAAUAUUAAGAAAAAUCCAAGAUGAAAUUCAAUAUGACAUCAAUUUUAAGAAAAACCACGUCACAGUUGAAUCAUUCUUUAUCAAAUCAGCAUAA